CCUCCUCCCUCCUCCUCUUCCUCUCCCUCGCCGCCUCGGUCUCCUCUGUCCUGCUGCGGAGGGGGGAGAGACGAGGGCAGCCCCCCGCGGCCACUCGCCAUGGGCGACAUCCCCAGCCUGGUGAAGAUCAGCGUGUCGCUGCGGAUCCAGCCCAACGACGGGGCCGUGUAUUUCAAGGUGGACGGGCAGCGCUUCGGCCAGAACCGCACCAUCAAGCUGCUCACCGGGGCCAAGUACAAGAUCGACGUAGCCCUCCGGCCCGGCACCGUCCAGGCCACGACGAUGGGCAUUGGGGGUGUCAAUGUGCCACUGGAGGAGAAAUCGAGGGAUGCUCAGGUGGCCUCUUACACGGGGAUCUACGACACAGAAGGGGUGCCCCACACCAAGAGCGGGGAGAGACAGCCCAUCCAGGUCAACAUGCAGUUUAAUGACAUUGGCGUUUUUGAAACAGUCUGGCAAGUCAAAUUCUACAACUACCACAAACGGGAUCACUGCCAAUGGGGAAAUAGUUUUGGCAGUAUCGAGUACGAAUGCAAACCAAAUGAAACACGCAGUCUUAUGUGGAUCAAUAAAGAGACCUUCCACUGAAGAGAAGUGCAACCAAUACUGCUGGACAAACUCCUUAAAAAAAAAAUCUACCUUUAUAAACCAGCAAGAAGCCUUAACAAAGGCAUACUGUAAUGUCACUUUGUUCUGUAAGGUUCCAAUAACUCAGUUGUAUGUACUGGUGGUGCCACUGAAAUCUUUGCCUAUUACUGUAUUUCAAGUUUACCAUGGCAUCUGCAACAUUCUUUACCUAUACCCUGGGAAUACUGUAGGCAUCAUGGUAAAGAAUAUUUUCCUGGGUAGAAAGUCAUCCUAUCAUAAUAGUGUCAUAACUAUCUGGGUUAUGCCCACUAGAUGUAACAACCUUUGUGAAGUGUUUUGCUUUAUUGCUUAGAAUUUGGAUGCGAUAUCUAUCAUGUUGGAAAUUUCCAUAUUUAUAUUUGUUUGCUCCUAAAUCAGUGUGCUCCUUCAGGAAUUUUGUUUCCAUGUCAUCCCAGUGGACAGCAAAAAAGUGCAAAUUAUGGAUGUCUGUAGGUUUAGAUAAAUGGCAGCUACUGCACUGUUGGUAUCAAGGGAUGUCAUAGCAAGGGAUUUGGAAACUCUCCUUUUGUCAAGUGCUGUAAGAUACCCUGGUAUAAAUUUCCUAUUUUGUGAGAUUUGGUAAAUUAGCAUUCUUUGAUGUUAACUUUCCCAGUCUCUGAAAUAGCUUUAGAGAACACUAUAAAACAUGCUAACCUAAAUGGAAAAAAAAAAGCAAUAAAUUAGUUGUGGUAUUAAAGACAUCUAACAACAUGGCUAGUGUCUAUGUCAAGGUUAUAUAGUCUUGAAAGAUAUAGCAGCCAUCCUUAAUUUAGUUCUUACAGUAAGAGUUCUGAUAGUAAUCUCUGGUUUUCUUUUAAUGAAAUAUUGCUCAAAUCAGUGAAAAUACAUAAAUCAACUUUUUUUAAGCCUGACCACUGUAUUAUAUCAAAAUUUACAGGAUUUCCAGCCAACAAAAACUCCUCACUUAUUGUGACUGAAGUGCAGAUUCCAAUGCAUCAUGCUCUUUCACAUAAGGAUAAGCAUGUAAACAAUUGCACAGUUAUGACUAAAGGUGCUACGUAAACACUAGGUCAGUGUUUAACAUAUACAGGCAACAACAACAAAGAAAACAAAUAUAUCUUUUCUUUCAGUAAAUAAACCAGGGAAACAACUAUACUGUCCCAUCCCCUACUUGGGCUGAAGUAAGCUGUCAGUUCUUGCAUAUCUGUUACUCCCUUUGUGAAUAAUUUGUAAAUUGUGUAUGUAAAUGGUAACCAUGACUUUUGAUCUUUGUAAUAAAGGACU
Messenger RNA from Cygnus olor (mute swan), 1872 nucleotides. It is a transcript of the gene CNRIP1, whose product is annotated as cannabinoid receptor interacting protein 1. Gene Ontology annotation, cellular component: plasma membrane. Gene Ontology annotation, molecular function: type 1 cannabinoid receptor binding. The coding region runs from base 100 to 588 and encodes 162 amino acids. The record is from RefSeq and is a predicted model, not a curated record. Gene Ontology annotation, biological process: negative regulation of signaling receptor activity. Lineage: Eukaryota; Metazoa; Chordata; Aves; Anseriformes; Anatidae. The transcript is spliced from 3 exons.